GUGCUGACGCUUGUGCUAACGCACCCACCCCCGUGUCCUCUCGCCGGGGGGUAUAUAUAGACUGAGAGGGGUCCUGGACGGCCCCGGCAGUCAAAAUGAGGCUUUUCCUCCCCGUCUGCUGCCUGCUGCCUCUACUGGCGCUCACCACUGCAGAUGCAGUGGAAUCUGAGACUGAGCCGCUUGUGCCGUUCCAUCUGAAGUCUGAAGGCGAGCUGUUCAACUGCUGUGAUGGCACAGAGGAUAUAAGCCAGAGCUCCUCCAAUGACACUCCUGCACCAAACAGACCUGUGUGCCAACCCUGUGGCACUGGCGCACAAAUUGGCUCCACCGCAGAAGAUGUCAGCUCUAAUGAGGAUGAAGAGGAAGAGGUUGUUUCAGAAGACAGAUCAGAAGAGGUGACUCAAGAGGAGACCUCCUCUGAAGAGAUAUUUGAGGAGGAGGCACAGGAAGAAGAGGCAGAUGUGGAGUUAGAUGAAUCUAAUGAAUCGGUGAAGGAGGACGUUCUUGAGGAGACACAUGAAGAUGUGAAGGGGGAGGAGAUCUUAGAGGUAGACAGUGAUGUAGAGUCACAAAUGGUUGUUGAAGAAUCUGUGAAAGAAGACAAUGAGGAAGAUUCUCAGAAUGAUGAAGAGGUAGCUGAAGAAGAAGAGGUUCUUCAGACUGAAGAUGAAGCAGGUGAAGAAGAGGACCUUGCUCAGACUGAAGAGGAGGUAGUUGAGGAAGAGGAGGUUCUUCAGACUCAAGAUGAGGCAAGUAAGGAUGAGGAAAUUUCUCAGACCGAAGAUGUGUCAGAGACCGUUUCCGUUUCUCAGCCUGAAGAUCCAGUGGAAGAGAAAUCAGAAGAGGUAACAGAGAAAGAGGCUGAAGAAGAGGAAGCUGUAAAGGAGGAAGAAAGAGCUCCUGAGGUAGUGGAAGAACAGCAAUCUGUUGAAGAACCAGAAGCAGCUGAAGAAAUGGUGGAAAUAGAAGCAUCUGAGGAACUAGUUGCAAAUGUUGUUGAGGAGGUUGUUGAAGUAGCACAAGAGAAAACUGUGGAACUUGUCGAACCAACUCUUGAACAGAUUCAAGAAGUUAUUUCUGCACCUGUUGAAAAAACAACAGCAGAAGAAGUGUUGGAUGAAGUACCAGCAACCAAAGCAUCUGUUAAAGUGGAGAAAACAACCCCCUCAGGUCCUGCCGCAAGAGAUCGGUCUCACAUCGAAGAGACGCUGCGUCUGGCAACGGCUGAACCUUCACGGGAAUUUGUCGAUGCUCUGAAAAAGCUGCAGCAUGUUUACAAUACUGCAAUUAAACCCAUGGACAAGGCCUACAAAUACAAUGAGCUCCGGCAGCAUGAAGUGUCAGAUGCAGAGAUCACCUCUAAGCCAAUGGUCUUGUUCCUCGGUCCUUGGAGUGUCGGCAAGUCUUCCAUGAUCAAUUAUCUUCUGGGUCUCGAUGAAUCUUCACAACAGCUUUACACUGGGGCUGAGCCCACAACCUCAGAAUACACUGUACUCAUGCACGGUGAGAAGUUUCGCACCAUUGAGGGCAUUGUCAUGGCGGCAGACAGUUCCCGCUCUUUCUCUUCCCUGGAGAAGUUUGGUCAGGGCUUUCUGGAAAAGCUGGUGGGAAUCGAAAUGCCGCACAAACUCCUGGAGCGUGUCAUCUUUGUAGACACACCUGGAAUCAUUGAGAACCGCAAACAGCAAGAGAGAGGGUAUCCCUACGGUGAAGUGUGCCAGUGGUUUAUCGACCGGGCCGAUCUUAUCUUCCUGGUGUUUGACCCAACCAAACUUGAUGUGGGAUUAGAACUAGAAAUGCUUUUUAGACAGAUGAAGGGACGCGAGUCACAGAUCCGUAUCAUCCUCAACAAGGCCGACAGUCUGACAACCCAGGACCUAAUGCGCGUGUACGGCGCCCUCUUCUGGAGCAUGGCACCCUUGAUCAACGUGACAGAGCCACCGCGCGUCUACGUGAGCUCAUUUUGGCCGCAGGAUUAUGCUUCAGACACCAACAGGGAUCUUUUUAAACGCGAGGAGAUCUCUCUGCUGGAGGACCUAAAUCAGGUGAUCGAGAACCAGCUGGAAAACAAAAUCGCCUUCAUUCGGCAGCACGGCAUCCGCGUGCGCAUCCAUGCCCUCCUGGUCGACCGCUACCUGCAGACGUAUUACGAGAAGCUGGGCUGGUUUAGUGACCCACACGAGGUCUUCAGCGAUAUCGUCGGUGACCCUGACAAGUUCUACAUCUUCAAGUCCAUUCUGGCCAAGACCAACGUGAGUAAGUUCGACCUGCCAGAACCGGAGGCGUACCGGGACUUCUUCGGAGUCAAUCCUCCCAGCGGCUUUAAGCUCCUGUCUUCAUACUGCAGCUGGUCAGGAGGAUGCCUGCUGGAGAAGAUCGAGAAGGCCAUCACAGACGAGCUGCCGGCUUUGCUCAGCAGUCUGGCAGAGAAACGGGAAGCCAAGGCAGAAGCGGCUGCAGAAACCAAGGAGAAAGCCCAAAACCGUUGGAGGAGACAGUAACAGAAGAAUGGUGGGAGAUUACAGAAGAGUAUAAGUGACACUAUUUAGAUGAAAUUCAAAAGCCAGUUAAACACAGUGUGUACUCUUAGCACUCUGUAUAAAACCGACCUGAAUGAUGGGAUUCUGCGUGCUAUUUUUCUUCCUUUUCCGUUAUUCUGUUUCUUCCUUGUUCUAACUUAACUCAGCCAGCAAAUUUCACUUAUUUAUACUAUGUUCAAAAUAAGCAACCUGUCAUAAUAAUUUAUUUAUUGAAUGUCAUUUUAGUGUGAAUUAUGGAAGCUUGCUUCCACCACAGGAUGAAAAAAAAAGAAUAAAAAUGGUAAUUGCCAUUGCCAAUUAACCUCACAACUUUUUUUCCUCGCAAUUCUGAAAAAAAAGUCAGGAAUGCAAGAUGUAAAAGUCAGACAUUUUUACUUCAGAUCACACGUUACAAUUUAAAUUAGAUCGAAUGUUGCAAUUACCUUUUUGUUUUAUAUUUUGGAUAACACUUUAUUUUAAAAUGUCCUUACAGAGUGCCUACCUAGUAAUAGCUGUUGUACUUGCGUAAAACAAAAUGCACUUACCAUGUAAGUUACAGAACAGUUUGUACUUACAGAGUCUGUUACACAGCUACUUUUUUAACCAAAAGAUUGCCACAUACGUGUUGCAGACUUUGUACAAUUAAAGUAUGUGUAUUAACAUGCACACCUUUUCUAGCUGCACCUUGAUUUAACCAUUUAGUGCACAGCUUAAAUACAUGCAAGGCGUUUCUAAUUACGUUAAAAUGACAGAAUAUUACAGGUGCAUGAGCUACUUACGCUAAAGUACAAUCUAGAUCAACUUUAUUGUAAGUAGCUGCGUAACAGACUCGAUCUGUUACAAAUGUGUAACAGUAGCUGCCUGUUACAUCUAAAUAAUUACGAGGCUGAUACAGUUACACGAUACAUAACUACAAGUACAUUUUAUUUCAUGUAAAUACAACCUAAUUACAUAAUUACUCCAUAUUACGGCACCUUAAAAUAAAGUGCUACCAUUUAAUUUUACUCCUUGUUGGAAACAGGCUCCCGUAGGGAAUUUGCCAUAUGUGGUGAAAUGUUUAUCUUCAUUACUUCAGUUCCACUUGUACAUAUUUAUCGUAUUCCUUUGUACAAUUUUACUGCUGUACGAGUCAUUGGUAAAUGAAAUGAGUUUUUUGUUGUUGUUGUUGUUGUUGCACGUUUCAACUGUGGUGACAUUAAAUAGCCUUUCUUGCU
Molecule: messenger RNA, 3733 nt
Organism: Puntigrus tetrazona (Sumatra barb)
Lineage: Eukaryota; Metazoa; Chordata; Actinopteri; Cypriniformes; Cyprinidae
Product: sarcalumenin-like
Exons: 7
Coding region: 96-2501 (801 amino acids)
Molecular function (GO): GTP binding
Source: RefSeq, a predicted model, not a curated record